Molecule: messenger RNA, 1305 nt
Organism: Colletotrichum scovillei
Lineage: Eukaryota; Fungi; Ascomycota; Sordariomycetes; Glomerellales; Glomerellaceae
Exons: 2
Coding region: 1-1305 (434 amino acids)
Source: RefSeq, a predicted model, not a curated record
AUGGCUUCUGAAUCGACUUUUCUUUCCCUCCCCCGUGAGGUGAGAGAAGAAAUUUAUGGCCAUUACGUCAGGACAGACUGCGGAUACGUAUGUAACUCGGAGACCCUAAUCGCAAGAACGCUAAACAUCAACAGCUCUGGCAGCACUGACGGCAACCUUGGUAUCAUCGUGGGCGUACUCAAAAGGGCCGACGGUCUUCCGAUUGAUCUCGGGCUGUCGCUCACCUGCAAGCUUGUAGCCGACGAGGUGAGAGGACUUGCUCUGCGCGAGAACACCAUUACAUUUUCAACCGCUACUUCCAGAGAGCUGCGUAUUCUUGCCCUCCACUUCGACAUCUUGGUCAAAGCAGUCGACUCGAGCCAAGAGUAUCUUUUUCAUCGAGCAGGGUACACCAUGCCAAAGAUUGCCCGUGAGAGACUGAAACUGGCUUACCCACAGCUUGCUCCUUUGCUUGAAGAUUCAAGGGAAGAAUAUGACCUGGCUGAUACAUUGACACGACGCGGACCUUUCGGCGAGUCACCGUCACGGUAUCGGGCAUUCUGCAAAGAGGCAUUGGCAGCGUCGUCUAUCCCCGAUGUCGCUGACAUUUCCGAGAGGCACUAUGCUUGGGCGGAUCCCACGAGAGCGGGCCUCGACAGCGAGCCGCACGAUGCCCCUCGAAUCGCCAAAUGUUCCGAUCGUUCCACCUAUCGCUUUUCUGCCGCUGCAGCGGCAGUCUGUUUCCUGCAAUCGAUGCCUGAGGAGCUGCGUGAACAUCUGCGACGGAUCAUCCUCGACGAGGACCGCGAGGCAGUAGCCAAACCACAGUGUCACGCGCUUGGCCUCAUCCCCUAUUGCAAGCAGAACCCCGGCCUCCGGAUCGAGCGCCGGGUCAACUUGUGGCGGAACGCCUUACUACCAGACUCGAACUUCAACACCCCGGAUACUCGUCGCCAGGCCAAAUACCGGAACAUGACCCGACGCGAGCCGGUACCAUGGGGUCUGGAGGCGAAGCAGGUCACCGCCAAUGUGGCGCAGUGGGUCAUGGAAGCCCUCGCUCUCGCCCCGGCGGGGAUGCCACCUACAUCCUUCACUCUAGUUCUUGACGGCCAGCCGGUGCCUCAGCUGUGCACAGAAAUAUUCCAGACGACGAUCCAGCGAGACGUCGCAUGGCAGGUUGCCUGGUUUGCAUUGGUGGACCAGGGUACCGUCCCUCCAGCGGAGUUGUUCCUGACCCGGUCUGUAGUGUUCAACAAGCUCCGAGUCGCCCGCAGAACCGGAUACUUUUACCGGGGAUUUCCUCGUGCCAUGAGGGAUAUCAUAUAA